AUGGACCUCACAGCGAAGAUGGAAAUUAACGUCAGCCAGCAGCAGCUCAUGCCGCCCGCCUGUUUCUUUUCCGCCGCGGCGGCGGCGCAGAGCGUCCAGCUGAGCCCCUGCGGCGGCAGCCAGGGCAGCGGGAAGUCGGCGUCCAAGCAGCCCAAGAGGCAGCGCUCCUCCUCGCCGGAGCUGCUGCGGUGCAAGCGGAGGCUGAACUUCGCGGGCUUCGGCUACACUCUGCCGCAGCAGCAGCCACACGCGGUGGCCCGGAGGAACGAGAGGGAGCGCAACCGGGUCAAACUGGUCAACAACGGCUUCGCCACCCUGCGGGAGCACGUCCCCAACGGCGCCGCCAACAAGAAGAUGAGCAAAGUGGAGACGCUGCGCUCUGCGGUGGAGUACAUCCGCGCGCUGCAGCAGCUGCUGGACGAGCAUGACGCGGUGAGCGCGGCCUUUCAGUCCGGCGUCCUGUCGCCCACCAUGUCGCAGGGAUACUCCGCUGACAUGAACUCCAUGGCAGGUUCUCCGGUGUCGUCCUACUCGUCCGACGAGGGCUCCUACGACCCCCUCAGUCCAGAAGAGCAAGAACUGCUAGACUUCGCCAACUGGUUCUGAGCAUCUGUGUGAGAAAUACGGAUCGACUCAAUUUCCUGUUGUCGUGCGCUUGGGAUGGUCCCGGAGGAGGCUGGGUGCCCUCAAGAACAAGAUGCACUGUACACGCGUUUUGGUCCUGCGUCCUUAACGCCCGGUCCUCCCAGACUGACUGACUGACGGACGGACGGACAGACAGACAGACAAACACGGCCUUAACGUCCUGAAAACUUGGGGGGGAAAAAAAAAAUCAGGCCAGAGAUCAGCGCCAAAGGAUUAAAAGGAAGACGGGUCUCCUGACAGCGUGGGAAUCCGAGCUUCUCUGCAUUUGCCCAUGACAAACAAACAAACGAAAAAAAAAACAAACCGAAACCCCCUUAAAGUGAAUUCACGCUCUUCAGCAAAACAUUUAAAAACAUUAUUUAAUGCGUCGCUCUUCAACUAUGCUAAAUCCAAUCACAGAACACCAACCCUUUGGAAAAAAAAACCUCUCAGACGUUUAAUUCAGAAAAUGCUUCCAAGUCACGGAUUUAUUCUAUAAAAUUCUAUAUCAAACGCUUUUUUGAAAUAUAUUAAGAUAUUUUUGUAUGUAAGAGAUUUAUAGAUGUUUUCUACACAUCCUUUUGUAUAUAUUUUGUCUAUAUAAUGCUAAGUUGCUUCUAUACCUCCUGCCUAUGUAGACGUGUAG
This is a messenger RNA of Xiphias gladius (swordfish), 1270 nucleotides long. RefSeq names its product achaete-scute family bHLH transcription factor 1a (gene ascl1a). Lineage: Eukaryota; Metazoa; Chordata; Actinopteri; Istiophoriformes; Xiphiidae. The record is from RefSeq and is a predicted model, not a curated record. Gene Ontology annotation, molecular function: RNA polymerase II transcription regulatory region sequence-specific DNA binding; DNA-binding transcription factor activity, RNA polymerase II-specific; protein dimerization activity. The transcript is spliced from 2 exons. Gene Ontology annotation, biological process: neuron differentiation; sensory organ development; positive regulation of transcription by RNA polymerase II. Gene Ontology annotation, cellular component: RNA polymerase II transcription regulator complex. The coding region runs from base 1 to 606 and encodes 201 amino acids.